Xiphias gladius (swordfish) is the source of this 3805-nucleotide messenger RNA. It is a transcript of the gene sfxn5b, whose product is annotated as sideroflexin 5b. The coding region runs from base 246 to 1223 and encodes 325 amino acids. The record is from RefSeq and is a predicted model, not a curated record. Gene Ontology annotation, biological process: monoatomic ion transport; mitochondrial transmembrane transport; citrate transport. Lineage: Eukaryota; Metazoa; Chordata; Actinopteri; Istiophoriformes; Xiphiidae. Gene Ontology annotation, cellular component: mitochondrial inner membrane. Gene Ontology annotation, molecular function: monoatomic ion transmembrane transporter activity; citrate transmembrane transporter activity. The transcript is spliced from 14 exons.
GCAGCGACCGUUACCUCUCCCGGGAUCAAUCCGAGCAGUUACGCAACAGCUCUCGCCUAAUCGAUUACUCGGGAUGUGUAGUCACGCGGUUCAACUUGGCCGGUGCUGACGCAAGCGAGAAGACUACAGCUCCCGACAGACGUAGCGGCUCGCGGCUCCACUAGUUACACACCGGAGUGUAGUUGGCUCGACUUGGAAAAACCCGCUCAUGAUCCAGUUCAUUAAUAGAUGAACCGCUCGGCGCCAUGGCGGAAUCUGCAGCCUGCCCGGCUUUCCAGCUCGGAAGACCCCGGUACGACCAGGGUUCCUUCCUCGGUCGCCUGAGACACUUCAUAGACAUCAUUGACCCCGGCACCCUGUUUGUGUCUGAGAAACGGUUGAAAGAAUGCAUCAGCCUCCUCGAUGAUUAUAAACAUGGCACGCUUCCACCUGGAGUGUCUGAUCUUCAGCUGUGGGAAGCCCAGAAGAUCAAGCAGGCCAUCAUUCAUCCUGACACAGGAGAGAAGAUCUUCAUGCCAUUUCGAAUGUCAGGUUACGUACCAUUUGGAACACCGAUUGUCAUUGGCCUUCUUCUCCCAAAUCAGACUGUGGUGUCUACCAUUAUAUGGCAGUGGCUGAAUCAGAGUCACAAUGCUUGUGUGAACUAUGCCAACCGCAACGCCACAAAGCCUACGCCAACAUCCAGGUUUCUUCAAGGCUAUGUAGGAGCUGUGACGAGUGCUGUCUCUAUUGCUGUGGGGCUGAAUGUGCUGAUUCAGAAGGCCAACAAAUUGAGCCCUGCCACCAGAAUGAUAAUACAGAGAUUUGUCCCCUUCCCAGCUGUAGCCAGUGCAAACAUCUGUAACGUGGGUCUGAUGAGACACAACGAGCUGUCUGAAGGUAUCGAUGUGCUGGACAACAACGGGAAUGUGGUGGGAUCCUCCAAAAUCGCUGCAAGGCAUGCAAUCACGGAGACGGCCUUCACACGUGUGGUCCUGCCGAUGCCGAUCUUUGUCCUGCCCCCAGUCAUCAUGUCCUACCUAGAGAGGCUGCGAUUCCUGCAGAGAAACCGCAGAUUGUUGCUGCCCAUCCACAGCGUUGUGUGCCUGGUUACCUUCGGCCUCUCCCUGCCUCUGGCCAUCAGCCUGUUCCCACAGAUGUCUCAGAUUGAGGUGUCUCGCCUCGAGCCGGAGAUCGCCAUGGCAACAGAUUGCAAGGUGGUGACCUACAACAAGGGUUUAUGAUGGACGGCGUGGUGUGAGAGAGGGGAGGACAGGGAACGAGGACGGAAAUGAGGCUGAAUAUCGGUGGGGGAGAACCCUCUGUAGGGUUCGUCCUGUCGACAGGUCUGGGAACUAUCUGCUGCAGCACCAUAGCAGAGCCUGUAGAUCGUCGUGUACUAACCCAGGGUUUCUACACCUUUUUCUUUCUUCCACUUCUCGUGAUCGUAGCAAUUACUGAGCCAUGGUUUCUUCUGAGCUUGAAAAUGGGACAGAUUUUUCUGUCCUCGCUGUUUUCAAGAAAAAUGAAACAGCUUUGUAUAUAGAAAUUAUAAUAUAUUUACAGUAAAAUCAGGGUUUUGGCAUGAUUUUAAUUAUUUUAAUAUAUACAAUACAAUGUUUCCCACCAACGUAUAGUUAUGGCUGCUUAAGUAUAUUUUGAGCCAUUGUAAGAAUGAAAAAUGUUCAUAAGUGCAGUUUAAACCUGCAGUAACUGACCUUUUGUCCACUUGGGGGCAGUGGGAACAAGCUGUAAACAUAACACUGUCAUAGAAUCACCUUCUGAUGUGGCGAACCUUUCGAUAUUGCAAACUUGUCAGCAAACAGUUGCCUUUUCACACAUCCAGCAGAUAUGGAGCAACUUCAUUUAUUUGGAGUUUUUGGCCACCUUAUGAAUUGAAGUCCAGAAGUCAGUCUUUUUUUUUUUUUGUGUCCAUCAACUUCUGAGAGAAACAUCUGGUUCUUCAGCUGCUAAAUACGCCGCUGUAUGUAGCAAUACUCCGCUGCAACAGUUAGCUAGUCGCUAAGUGUUUCUGUCUGUUAUUUACCGCUGGGCAGGCAGAGCACAGUGGGUCUAUCAGAGCUUCUUUGCUGAAAGCAGCUGGCAGAAACUAUGCCGAUGAGAGCGGUGAGACUGAACCGAAACAAUGAAGUUGUGGGCUGGGAAACGAAAAAAACAAACAAAAAAACAGUGAGUUGAAAAAGGCUAUACAGGUCUGUAGAGCUGAGGGCAACUGCAGAGUUGGGUUGACACAACUCUUUUCACGUACAAGUAACCAUGUGAUCCACUGUUAAUAUAAGAACAUUGAUCUGAGUUGCUUUUAAUACUGUCCAUAAAGCUUAACAUGACCAGACUCGUCCCGAGGAACAGUGCACGUAUACCGCAAGCGACUUCCCCUUUUGUCAACUCAACGAGAAUGACGACACGUGCUUCGCCUCGCUCACGCCAGCCUGAGCAGCCGAUGGUCACGGGAAGCGAGGGGGCGGCUGUGUCGUCAACACGCCAAGAUUGGGUUACUAAACAGGAGCCUGUCCACAGGUUAGCAACUGGAAGACAAUCAGCUAACAGUGGAUUUAUCUUUACUUCUGAAUCAGUGGUUUCCAACGCCUCUACACUGUCAUCCAUAAAAAUGAAACUACUGUAUGUUCAGUUCACAAAUUGGCUGAUUUUUUUUUUUUUCCCCCCCUCUGUUUUACUUGAUUAAUUUUCUAGAGUGUGGCAGAAAUGAAAUAUUGUUUAUAUAUCAUAUAAUAUUCUGUUUUUCCAUCCUGUUAAUCAUCUUGCACUCCCUCAAAUAAAUUUCGUGCUCCUCGGGUCCUGACCCACCGGCCUGAUCAGUAGUAGAUGUGUCAGGCCGAUAAUGAUAAUGUUACAUCAGCCAACUCUAAUUUUUACCUACGUUGAGUAUUUUUCAAUAGGUUCCUUUCAAAAUAUGAUUCUAAUGAAUGUGUGGCCAAGACGUAUACCAAGCGGUACAAUGUACAGGCGUAAAAACAAACGUGUCAGACCUCUCUCGUUUACACACUAUAGAGCAAAUGUAAUGGAGACAGUGUCCCUAACUUGUCUUUGGCCUUUCUGCGAUUUCUUGCUACUAUCAGCCGUCGAAAUGUGCCGAUACUGAUUUAUCUGCAACAAUCUAUUACAGGCUGAUUUUAUAUAUAUAUAUAUCCACGGUCAAUUUAUGGGUCAGGCUCUAGUCUGGAUUAUUAUUGUGAGGGAGACAGCUUGCAAAAGGAGCUUUGAGUGAAAGUUUCCUCCCACGUACAUAUUUCUCCAAUGGUGUGCUAACCUGAAGGUGGAGAAACUCUGCACCCACCAGGCCGCAGUGCCGAUAUAUAUUCUGUGUAAUGAGAAAAACAUUCUGAUGAGGGAAUGACGUAGAAAUUGAUCACCUACGGAACAAUGUUGCCAGUGUGAAGCCCCUCCGUCAGGGGCUGUAUUGUAUAUGUCUAUGGGAACAUGUGGAGACUCUACUGUAGAUGUAUAUAACUGUACAAGCUUUUUAACGGUUGAUUACACGCCAGGUAUUUUAACCCAAAUAAUGUGAAACGACAUUCAGCACUCUACUGUCUUUGCAUUUUUUUUCCCUACAGUAGCCAAAUACCGUCUGAUAAAUUUCCUUCCUAACUUGUAUGAAGAGCAUUUUACUCCACAACCUACUGUUUGUUAAACCACUGUUGUAUUCCUAAUGAAUAACUUUUGUACAAUAUUUUAAACAUAAAAGUAUAACCUAUAUAUUAUACUUCUAAUUGUGAAUUAAUAUUUUUAAUUAUUUGUAUAAUAAUUUCACUGCUACAAGUUUCUUAAAUGUUUGCUAGUAAAUCAA